GUGUGACACACCUGACACACGUGUGUUGCAGCUGAUGGAGCUGAUCGAGCGCGUGGAGCGCCGCGUGCCGCUGCCGGAGCUGCUGGCGGCGUUCAACGAGCCGGCCACGUCGGAUUACCUGGUGGUUUACCUGCGCCUGCUCACCUCGGGCUGCCUGCAGCGCCACCGGCGCUUCUUCGAGCAGUUCCUGGAGGGCGGCCGCAGCAUCAAGGAGUUCUGCCAGCAGGAGGUGGAGCCCAUGUCCAAGGAGCGCCACCGGCGCUUCUUCGAGCAGUUCCUGGAGGGCGGCCGCAGCAUCAAGGAGUUCUGCCAGCAGGAGGUGGAGCCCAUGUCCAAGGAGAGCGACCACAUCCACAUCAUCGCGCUGGCGCGGGCGCUGCACGUCUCCAUCCUGGUGGAGUACAUGGACCGGGGCGAGGGCGGUGCCACCAACCCGCACGUGUUCCCCGAGGGCUCGCAGCCCCGCGUCUGCCUCCUCUACCGGCCCGGCCACUACGACAUCCUCUACAAGUGACCCCCGCGCCCACCGCCCCGCCGGGACCC
Molecule: messenger RNA, 543 nt
Organism: Passer montanus (Eurasian tree sparrow)
Lineage: Eukaryota; Metazoa; Chordata; Aves; Passeriformes; Passeridae
Product: ubiquitin thioesterase OTUB1-like
Exons: 3
Coding region: 35-514 (159 amino acids)
Biological process (GO): protein K48-linked deubiquitination; negative regulation of double-strand break repair
Cellular component (GO): nucleus
Molecular function (GO): cysteine-type deubiquitinase activity; ubiquitin binding
Source: RefSeq, a predicted model, not a curated record